AUGUAUCUCGGUAAAAAAAGAGCUACACGUUCAGUUCACAAUUAUACACAUACUGUUGUUGAUUGUCGACUUGACGUUUUUACGUUAUCGAUGGACUCGGAAGAUGAUUGUGCCCGUAAGUAACAUACAAAACAGAUGUCGUUAUAGGGUUUAAUGCAUUUCGGCUUUGAUUUCUUCUAAUAAAUUAAAACACUGCCUUUAAAAGUUAUUUAGUAUCUCAGGUCAACACAUACAUACGGACGAUAACCUAAUCUCGAUAGCGAGUUUCUAAAAAAAUAAGACAUUUAGAAAUCUAUGCUAAUAUAAUAUUACUUGGCCAAAUAAAUAAUCUACACAGUACAAAGAUCACUUGAUUAAAAAUUCAUAUCAUUAUGACAAUUAUACUCAUGAAAUAUAAUAUAUAUAUAUAUAUAUAUAUAUAUAUAUAUAUAUAUAUGUCAAUAAGUUGUGAACUUGGUGUUUGAACCUUUCAUCCAUGAAAAAACAAUGUCAGCAUCCUAAAAUUAUAAACUCAAAUUCAUUUAAGCUGAAUCCCAUUUUAAAUAUUCUUUGAAGUAGUUUCCCUUACUUUACCAAAGUGCCUAAAACUAAAGUAAUGUUAAGUAGUACUAGUAAAGUUCAAAUUCAAAUCAUGUGAGUGUGAGAAUGCUAAUUCAACUAAGUUAGGGCCUACAACUUCUUCUACUCAUAUUUUAGUCAGACUUACUCAUACUGAGACUCAGGGUCAUGAUAUCUUUGUUAGUAUUUCUGAAGUGUUUCAGAUACAAGUCUCUGCAAUCCUCCGAAGUCCGGUCCCAAAUUAUUUCCAAUGAUUGCUCCUUACUUAAAAGUCUUAGGUAUCAUUUUGUUUUAAAAUUCAUGUUUGUCGUAGUGGAUGAUGUUGGGUCAAGGUUGUUGACCGUCAAGAUCUAGAAACACUCGAGGGCAUUAUCACUAACCCUGUGUUACCAGGGACAGCUAUCGUCACGGACGCUUGGCGAGGAUAUCAAAAUGUCGGUCAGCUCAACAAUGGGAUUUAUGCUCAUGCUGUCAUCGUACACGUGCGUGAAUUAGUUGAUCUAGUAGACCAGGACAUUCACACAGAAACAAUAUAUUGAACCACUUUUGAUGCAAGCGAAACGUAAACGCCCCUAUCAGAUUGAUACUAGUUGCGGUCUGUUUGCCAGCUACUUGGGGGCCCUUCAUUGGCGCAGCAGUCAGAAGCAGAACGUUUUCGGCUGCUAUUUGCAAGAGCUAUGCGCCAAUUACAAUAUUUAGUAUUUACUGACUGCUUUGUAAAGUGACAGUUAUUUGCAAAAGCUAUGACUGACAUUUCUGCUGUUUCCUAACAAUAAACACUGUGACUGUGACAGUGUAUUGCAAUUUUCUUCACACAAAAUAAUUUGGGACCGGACUUCAGAGGAUCGCCCAAGUCUCUAUUAUUAUAUAGAGCUAGGUCUAGGAUACUAAAGUUAUAAUUUAUGCUCAAUAAAGUAUUUGAGAGAGUAGAGGGCUGUAGAGUGAAGUUAAAUUUAGGCCUACUUUAAGUAGUACUAUGUAUUAGUUUGUAAUAUUCUUAGCCCAGGCCUCCCUAGGUCUAAUUAAUUAAUAUUAUCAGGCCAUACAGCUGUUGAAGACUUUUUUUAGUCGAAACGUUCAUUGUUUAUUUUUUCUCCUGGUCUGCAUUAAUUGUUUGAUAUUGCUUCAACAUGAAAGCAGUCUUCUCCAUACUACAACAUAUAGAUAAUUCAUCUACAUUUUCAUAAUGAAUUUAUCAGGCGAUGAGCACAAUACCAUGAUAGACGAUGAUGGUGGUCAUGAUGCAUCAGGCUCCCAGCAAGAGGUACUCUUCUUUAAUGAGAUUUUAUUUGUUAAAUUUAAUUUAUAAAUACAAAUCUUGGUUGAAUCUGACCAUUUGGUAUUUAUAAAUUAGAUAAUUAUUCAUUUGAGACAAUUUGCCAUGUAGUUAUAUCUUUGUGAAAUUUUUCAACUGCUGAACGAUUUAAUUAAUUUCUAUUGUCUAUAGUAACUUACAUAAAUUUCUAAAAUAUAUGCAAAAUUAGAUGUUAGCCAUAUUCUGAACAUGUUAUGUGCCUUAUAAAGGAUGAUGAAGAGAACUCAGUAGUCCACCAAGAAGAGGAAAUGGAACAAGACAGGAGCAGAUCUGUGUCACCAGCAGGGAGUGAAAGGUCAGCAAAAAGUGUGCGGUCAGCAAGCCCUGGCAGCUUGAAUGGCUCACCUCCUCACAGUCCCCCAGUUAGCAGGGAUGGGUCACCUGCACACAGCAGAAGCCCAGGAGGUAGCAGGUAAUAAUAGCAUGAAUGAAUGAGAAUGCUGCACCUCAAAUGAGGUAGAAGAUGAGUGUAUUAUGAAUCUUCAUAAAUGAGUGAAUUCCUCAUUUAAAUAUAUAUAUAUUUUUAAAUGGAGCAAUUAAUUCAAAAUAUAUGAAUAUUCACUAUUGGUCUUUUAUGCAGGUCACCCUCUCCUGGCCGAAGCAGAUCAGCAAGUCCAAUGUCAAACAAAAGUGGAGGAGGUAGCAACCCUGGUUCUCCCGGUAGCAAAGGACCACAUUCACCCCCACAUAGUGGACCAAACUCCCCAGCUGGUAGUGGACCUGCAUCUCCAGAAGGCAGCGGUCCUGCUUCACCUCCAGGAAGUGGACCUGCUUCACCUGCAGGCAGUGGACCUGCUUCACCUGCAGGAAGUGGUCCUGCAUCACCUGCAGGCAGUGGACCUGCUUCUCCUGCAGGCAGUGGUCCCGCUUCACCUGCAGGCAGUGGUCCCGCUUCACCUGCAGGCAGUGGUCCCGCUUCACCUGCAGGUAGUGGGCCUGCGUCUCCUGCUGGAAGCGGACCUGCCUCUCCUGCUGGAAGCGGACCUGCUUCUCCUGCAGGUAGUGGCCCACAAUCACCUGCAGGCGGUGAUCCUAGAUCACCAGAAUACAGCGGAGCAAGUGCCCCAGCUUCUCCUGCUGAAGGUCAAUUUUUAUAUUUGAAUAAUAAACUGUUUUACACAUUUAAAAAUGAUGAUAUAUUUUUUUUUUUUAAACAAUUGUUAUGGGAUUGUCAAAUUAAAAUAAUUAAAUAUAAGAAUCUUCUAAUUUCCUGAAUUAAACAGGCUUUUUAAAAAUCUCUAAAAAAAAUAUUUUUUUAAAAAAAUUCAGACAACUGUAAUUCAUUUAUCUAGCCAGAUAUAGAUGAUCAUUGAUCAUUGGAUUCUAAAAACAGUUUUAUCUCUUUCACUAUCUGCAGGUAGUUCUUCUGUCAGAAAAGAUAACCAACGGUCUCCCAGCCCAUUCUCCAGGGAUGCCAGCCCCGUGGCUUCUCCAACAGCAAAAGCUAGAAGCAGAUCCCGCAGCAGGUCAGGAUCCCGAAAUAGAUCCCGUAGUAGAUCUGGAUCUGGUAAUAGGUCACGCAGCAGAUCAGGAUCUCCUCAAAGGUCACGAAGUAGAUCUGGGUCUCCGAAAAAGUCAAGAAGUAGAUCGGGAUCGCCAAACAGAUCACGCAGUAGAUCGGGCUCUGCAAACAGGUCGCGCAGUAGAUCGGGAUCUCCAAAUAGGUCCCGGAGCAGAUCUGGAUCUCCAAAUAGGUCACGGAGUAGAUCAGGAUCUCCAAAUAGGUCACGGAGUAGAUCAGGCUCUGCAAAUAGGUCACGCAGUAGAUCAGGAUCGCCAAAAAGAUCACAAAGCAGAUCAAGGAGCAGAUCCCGUUCAGCAAACAGCGCCAAAAGUAGAUCUCGCAGCAGGUCAGGUUCUGCUAACAGUGCCCGCAGCAGAUCUCGUAGCAGGUCAAGAUCAGGUAAAUUAAUUAUGUUAUUUAAGUCAAGCUCGUUGGUGUGUGUGUGGAGUGUGUAUCAGAUGGAAAUAUGAUAUGUUAAAAUCGGAUAUCUCAGAACCCGUUUGACACAACCAAGGUAACGCGUAUUCCCUUGUCAUUUUGCUCUUCUAUUUCAUCUUUUGAGUAAAUAUGUUUGGUAGCCCUAUUUGCUCUGUUUUGUUUAAAUUCAUUUACUGAAGCAGAAUUAUUUGGAAUAUAGAUGAAGCUCACCAUGAAAAUCAUCGCAAGUAAACUGUCCUCAAGCUGAAAUUAUUGUUUAAAUCUUUGUUUUAUCAAUUUUAAUUUUUUACGUAACAAAAUAUCAUUCAAAGUUUGACCCUACAUUUGUUUUUUUUUUUUUUUUAAUGUUAUUUUAUGACUUAAAAUUUCAGGAAGCCCAAAAUCAGUCCGUUCAGGAAGAUCCGGUUCUGGAAGGGGCAGCCGCAGUAGAUCAGGUUUGAUUUUAUUUUGUAAUUGCUAAUACUUUCUUUAUCUAAAAUAUUGAUCAUGUUAGUUAAAGUGGGCAAUGAAUUUAAAGACUUACGGUGAGAUACCUUUUUGUUAUUUUCAUUUAUUAUAAAGAGAGAUUGAUACCUUUUUGUUAUUUUCAUUUAUUAUAAAGAGAGAUCAGCGUUUUUUAAAGAAGCUUUGAUUAUAAUAAGCAAGGGGCUUUUUAUUGCCAAUUAUUAUUAUCUAAUAUAAUUAUUUGUCACAUCCAGUUCACCAAACAUUUAUAUAUACUAAUAAUUCGUUUGUCACAUACAGGUCGCCAAACAUUUUCCCUUUCUUUUCCACUGUAUUUUUAAUAUUUUUUCAUUCAACAGGAAGUCCAAAGUCCCCCCCAGUGAGCCCUGUGGGGAGUGAUGAUGAAAUGUAAGUUUGUAGACUUUAGGUCAUCCUGUCCUAACCUCAUAGCUUAAGUUAGUUAUUUCUUCUAAGACGACUCUUGUUCACACUUUACUUUAGCUCUGCCGAUUGGCUACGUUCACAGUCGUUGAUUGCUUACACUUACACGUGAAGAUUUAGUUUUUAUUCUUGUUGUGAAUAAUCUGGUUUUUGGAUUUACAAAACAUUUCUAUUUUCAGUCCAAGAAAAAGAUCAAGAAAAAUCCAGUCCGAUGAUGAGGAUGAAGGAGGUAAUCAUUUUUAAGUUUGAGUGUUAUUUUUUUUUUUUGUUGUUCAAAUAAAAAAAAUGUAGUAAAUUAAUAACAUCUUGAUUGGAAAGUUGCAAUUCAGAGACCAUCCCCUUGUCUCUGGCCAGUUAUUUUUCUAAAUCUGCUGGUGUUGGGGGUUACACCAUUCUAAACUGCCAGAACUGUAUGAAACACUUGUGGGGUGUUAUUUGGUUCCUAAAGAUAAACAUUGGUUAGAUGUCCAUUUUAAUGAUUUAAAUGUCAAGACACUGCUCAGCCCCUAAAGGGUUGUGGCAUUGGGAAGGUUGAGAACCUCUGCUCUAAAGGGAAUCACAUUGUCAUGGUGCAAUAUGUGUCAACUGAGAAAAAAAUAAAAGUUAUUCCUACAUUCAUAUCUUUUCUUUUUUAAUUCUUCUUAGGAAAGGGCAGUGGCGAUGAGGGAGAAAAAGAGUAAGUUGGACCAAAUACUGUAUUCAAAUGGGAGAAAAAGAGUAAGUUGGACCAAAUACUGUAUUCAAAUGGGAGAAAAAGAGUAAGUUGGACCAAAUACUGUAUUCAAAUGGGAGAAAAAGAGUAAGUUGGACCAAAUACUGUAUUCAAAUGGGAGAAAAAGAGUAAGUUGGACCAAAUACUGUAUUCAAAUGGGAGAAAAAGAGUAAGUUGGACCAAAUACUGUAUUCAAAUGGGAGAAAAAGAGUAAGUUGGACCAAAUACUGUAUUCAAAUGGGAGAAAAAGAGUAAGUUGGACCAAAUACUGUAUUCAAAUGGGAGAAAAAGAGUAAGUUGGACCAAAUACUGUAUUCAAAUGGGAGAAAAAGAGUAAGUUGGACCAAAUACUGUAUUCAAAUGGGAGAAAAAGAGUAAGUUGGUCCAAAUACUGUAUUCAAAUGGGAGAAAAAGAGUAAGUUGGACCAAAUACUGUAUUCAAAUUCUUGAAAAUGACCAAUUGUUUUUAUAGUUUACAUAUAAUUACUGGUUGUCCUGUUUUGUGAAAACGAUGGCUUAUAAGGGUUUUUUUUUUUUGUGUAUGUUAUUUUAGUCUUCCAUUUUACUCACUUAAAAGCGGGGCGGGGUAUAAUGAUGAAAUACCAAACAGGAAAAAAUAUUCUUGGAUAAUUUCUAGUCCUAAAUUGCCUAGAAAGAAAACCCCCCCACUAAUUUCCUGGUUUGAUUUUCCAGGAAAGAUGAGUUGAUUGCGGACAUCUUUGGCUCAAGCGAUGAGGAUGAAGAGUUUGAGGGCUUUGAUGCCAGCGAGGUGCCCAAGAAGGAUAAGAAGAAAAAAUCUGGUAAAUUAAAGCUCAGUGUUUUCAUUAUUAAACUUUUGUCUUUAACUCUACCAUGGCACAAUGCCAUCUAUUGCCUUUGUUUUGUCUUUAACUCUACCAUGGCACAAUGCCAUCUUUUGUCUUUAACUCUGCCAGGUCACAAUGACAUCUAUUGCCUUUGUUUUGUCUUUAACUCUACCAUGGCACAAUGCCAUCUUUUGUCUUUAACUCUGCCAGGUCACAAUGACAUCUAUUGCCUUUGUUUUGUCUUUAACUCUACCAGGUCACAAUGCCAUCUAUUGCCUUUGUUUUGUCUUUAACUCUACCAUGGCACAAUGCCAUCUUUUGUCUUUAACUCUGCCAGGUCACAAUGACAUCUAUUGCCUUUGUUUUGUCUUUAACUCUACCAGGUCACAAUGCCAUCUAUUGCCUUUGUUUUGUCUUUCACUCUACCAUGUCACAAUGCCAUCAAAGUUUGCCAGUGAGGUGUAACUAAAAAUAUUUUAACUCUUGUAUGUCUGUCUCAGAACCUCAAGGCCUCCUUUAAAUUAUAUAAGUUUUUUUAUCUUUAUUGCUGAUGCAGACCUGUUUACCCCCACUCUUAAAAUCGUACAAUAUCAUCACAAAAUCGUUCAAUAAAUUAUCUUAAAAGUAAAAAAAAACCACAGUGUAUAUAAUGGAUACACCUAAAAAUCGUACAUUGCACGCCAAAAUUGUAAGAGUAAUAAGGUCUGCUGAUGAGAAUAUACAUGAAUAUGGCAAACACCUGUAUUUCUUGUUAUAUCUUCAUUUGACCUUUCUGCUGAGGAAGGCUGUUAGCUGUCUUUCUUUUUCAAGCUUCCAAAUACCUUGUUCUUCUAUUUUAAGAUUUAUUUAUUUUUAAAGACCUUGUUUUAAUGCACUCAAAAUAUUUGAAAUGUUCUGUUCUGAAGACCGGUUAGUCACAAAUUUAUUAUAUUAUUAUUAUUAUUAUUUCAGUGGUCUUAUAUAGCGCGUACCCCAGCCUAGGGCUGGGCUCACCGUGCUUCACAUAAAAAUACUAGCGAACAUAAUCAUGACAUUAAUUUAUAGAAAAAUAAGCUUUUCAGCUGACUUUAAUCUUGUCGCUUUACCAUCUCAGGAAUAAAAUCUGAUGAUGAAGAUGACCAAGGAGCAUCUGGAUUACCAGACGAGGGCGGGGAUGAACCAGCUCCAGAUGGCGACGGAUCAGACGAUGAGAACAUGGAUGAGGCAAGGAAAAGUGGUGACGGGUGAGUGCCGGCUGAUUAAACCUAAAGAAAAUUCCCAGCAGCACCUGAAACUCGUCAUUUGAAUCUGUAGCAAUGCAGUGCAGCCUUGGAUUGCGAUCAUACUUCAUUACGGAAAUGUAUGAUCCACAGCACUUGUAGUUUAAAGGUCAUUGUUGCAGUGCAGUUUCCAGCGGUCACUGUUGUUGUUAUUCGUCCGUCGAAGUUGACAAGGACCAUCGAGUCAUCCGGUUAGGGAGAGGGUGUGUUAUGGUGAGCUUGUAGGUGGCUUGCUAGACCGAUCCGUGCUAGGAAUAAUUUCUGGCACCGCGGGCAGGGGAUAGUUGCUGCAGUGCAGGUUGUGUGAAAAUGAUUCAAUUUCUUGUCGUGACACUGGUAGACUGUCCACGUUUCACAUCCGUAGAGCAGUGUCGGGAGGACUGCUGCACUGCAGGCACUACACUUGGACACACCACACAAAUGGCUCUUAGUGCUCACUAGUCACCUGUAUGUGCUUGCCCAAAUGUUGAAAAUACGAUAAGGGCACACCGAGUGCUAUCAUGCGGGGGGGGGGGGGUUUUUUCAUCGGCUGAGUUGUGAUCAUGUGAUGCUUGGCAGACAUAGCUUGUUGGACAUUUUUAUAGCAAGUCAAAAUGUAUUUUUAAAUUAUUUUCAAAUUACUCAAAAACCAACUUACUGACAAUAUGAGGUUUAAGAAUUUAAAGCACGCAAACAUACACACAAACAUACACAUUUUGAUUCAUUGAAAUGAAGAGUUCUUUCUUUGUCAUUACAGGAUGUUUGUUUCUGACUUUGAUCUGAUGAUGGCCAAGAAGAAGGAAGAGAUGCAGAGGCAAAGGAGAAAAAGAAAGGAUGUCGAUCUGAUCAACGACAAUGACGACCUGAUUGCAGAUCUCAUAGUCAAGAUGAAAGAAGCUGCCAAUGUAGGUCUAACGUUCAAUUUUAAAACACCCGCUUUUAACACUAGUCAACUAAUUGUAAGAAUGUUGGACGGCGGUGCAGCUUUCGCGUAGAUCAAUUAGACGCAAACAAUUUGUGUACAUUAAACAAUGUAGGUUCAGCUUUAAUAAUUAUGAUUACACAGAAUAAAAAUGUAAUCGUUUUGGCAAAUGCCUUCUUCAGUACAACAAGAAACAUUCAUAUAUAUAUAUAUAUAUAUAUUUAUAUAUAUAUAUAUAUAUAUAUAUAUAUAUAUAUAUAUAUUAUAUAUAUAUUUUUGGCAAAUGUCUUCUUUAGUACAACAAGAAACAUUUAUAUAUAUAUAUAUAUAUAUAUUUAUAUAUAUAUAUAUAUAUAUAUAUAUAUAUAUAUAUAAAUUAAAUUUAUACAAGUUAGCUAAUCUUAUAAAAAGUAAAUUAAAGCAGGAUUAAACCAAAUAUAAUCUUUGUUUAUAUAUUGCUUUAUGAACUUCUUCACGGUUCUAAAGUGUUGAAAUAAUAACAAUAGAUUUUAUCCAUUUAAUUUAGCUGCAAAAUAUGCUCUAUUUUUCUAUUCAUCAAACGCACUUUGACUAUUUAAUUUGUUUCAGUUCUCUCAGUGCAAUGCUUUUCAAAGAAAAUUUUUCCCUUGAAUCUCUCAAUGACGAGCUCAUUUUCAAAACAAUCCACUUUUUGUUUGACAGCAUGACAGAGAACUAAAUCAAAAGAAGGAAGUUUCCGUCAAAAAGAUCAAGAUGCUGCCUUACGUCGUCAACCAACUCAAGAAAUCAGACCUCCACGGGAUAUUCCUGGAGUCUGGCAUCCUAAGUGCCAUGACGGUGAGUUCCCUUUUUCUUCCUUACCAUGUUAACCUAAUUGAACUGUUGAUAUUAUCUGCUACAAUGACGUGAGAUAUUUAACCCUUUACGGGGCAGAGGUACUUCCUCUUGCAUGUCCUGAACGGGCACCACUUUUCCGUUUUUUAGUAAGAUUUACGGGUUACGUUACAAAAAAAAACAAAUCUAAGGUUUUAGUCAACAGAUUUGUGUGAAAUAAAAAAAUCAAAAUCAAGGAAAAUGAAUGCAGGUUGAUGAGUGUACUCACAUGUUGCCAUUAAUCCUCAUAUGAACACAAAUAUUUGCAAAAACAACAUAUUAUUUGUGAUUGUGAGUCAUGUAUUUACUAUUUACAAACACUGCCACAAAAUCGAAGUUUGUAAAAUUCAACACUGCUUACUAACACUGAUUUCAUUAAUAUUACUAAUAAUAUAAACAUCUAGUUCCAAUUUACAGUCAAUUCGUGCACUUGAAUGUCACUUUAAUUGAAUCCAGCGAAAUUUCCGCUAUCACUUGAAUAAUCGUCAAAUAAUCGGCAAAAUCCAUUUCGAAAAAAAAAAAUUUUAAACCCCUAAAACUAAAAAAAAAAAAGGAUUAAAUACUUGUAACUGGCACCUACUCUAUUUAGCUAUCGGAAAAACCGGAUGUAAACAAUAGGAAGUUUCGCAAAGCCUCGGAGGUCAAGAGAAAACAACACUAGGUCGUCACGGACGCUUUUGGGCGUUUUGGCCAUUAAGUGGUUAAGACGUUUUCGGCCGCUCUGCCCCGUAAAGGGUUAAAAAAAUCUCCAAACCUUUGAUUCCUUGUUAAGCAAUGGAGCGGUGUGUUAAGUGAAAAGAUGAGUGUACACAUGGAUAGGGUGGGUAUUCAUGGGGUGGAUAAACUAAAGGAAGUGCUCAUAGCACGAAAUGAAGUGUUCAUAGUAUGAAAUGAAGUGUUCAUAGUAUGAAAUGAAGUGUUCAUAGCAUGAAAUGAAGUGUUCAUAGCAUGCAAUGAAGUACAAUAGCACUAAAUGAACAAUAGCACUGAAUGAAGUGUUCAUGGAACUAAAUGAAGUGAUCAUAGCACUUAGGAAGUGUUCAUAGCACCUUUAAAAACUCUAUUCCUGAAAGAAAGAAAACCCUCUUGAUAAUGAUUGGUCAAUGGAGAGCACGUCUUGAAGCUUGCAUUGAAGCUAAUUGUGGAAACUUCAAACACAAAAUGUAGUUUUAAAGAAUUUAACUUUGUUUUAGAAUUAAAAUGUGUUUAGUAAUUUUAAAAAAAUAAAUAUUGUGUUCUUUUUUUUUACACACUAUAUAUAUAAUAUAUAUAUAUAUAUAUAUAUAUAUAUAUAUAUAUAUAUAUAUAUAUAUAGUAAGAUGUACGUGUAUAUAUCUAGUAUAUAAUUUUAUUUUAAAUUUCACCAUUUCAUCACUUUAUUGCAAAUGUUAAUUUUAUUACUCGAAUCUUCCUCUCACUGUCAGUGGCUUUUAAAGUAUGUUCAUUCAUUCUUGUCCCUAGGAAUGGCUGGCUCCUCUUCCUGACAAAAGUUUACCACAUCUCAGUAUUCGUGAACAUUUUUUACGUAUAUUACAGCAGGUAAGUUUAGUCUUGUCUUUCAUAACUUGUUAACAUUUUUUAACACUUAAAUGGCCGUGUCCUGUACAAUUUUGUAAAAUCUGUAUGGGCAGCACUUUUAAGAUUUCUUGAGGUGAUUCAUUUUCUACAUUAUUUAAAUUUAGCUGCAAUGUGAGAAAGUUUAAAGAAAAUAUUUUUAAGUUAAAAACAUAACUCAAAAAUGUUAGACAAAUGGGGAAGAAACCAUUUGACAUAUUAAAGCAUAAAAUUAGAUAGAACAAAAUUAUUUUUAAAAAGCAGAAAAUUAACCACAUUCUGCAUUAGCUUUUUGAAAUUUAUUUCUAAAUAAAGAAGAAAAUUUGAGCCUUAUAAUCAGAAGCAAAUCUAGUUAUGGAAUUUUUGUGAAGAAAACUGGUUAGGGAUAAAGUUAUGAAUUUUUUGGUAAAGAAAACUGGUCAGGGAUAAAGUUAUGAACUUUUGUGAUAAAGAAAUCAAAACUGGUUAGGGAUAAGUUAUGAAUUUUUUGGUAAAGAAAACUGGUCAGGGAUAAAGUUAUGAACUUUUGUGAUAAAGAAAUCAAAACUGGUUAGGGAUAAAGUUAUGAACUUUUUUUAUAAAGAAAUCAUAACUGGUUAGGGAUAAAGUUAUGAACUUUUGUGAUAAAGAAAUCAAAACUGGUUAGGGAUAAAGUUAUGAACUUUUGUGAUAAAGAAAUCAAAACUGGUUAGGGAUAAAGUUAUGAACUUUUGUGAUAAAGAAAUCAAAACUGGUUAGGGAUAAAGUUAUGAACUUUUGUGAUAAAGAAAUCAAAACUGGUUAGGGAUAAAGUUAUGAACUUUUGUGAUAAAGAAAUCAAAACUGGUUAGGGAUAAAGUUAUGAAUUUUUGUGAUAAAGAAAACUGGUUAGGUAUAAAAUUAUGAAUUGUAGUAAAUAAAGCGGGUUGAUGUUAAAGUUAUGAAAUGUUGUGAAUAAAAUUGGGUAGGGAUAAAAUUAUGAAUUAUAGUAAUUUAAGCUGGCUGGGGGAAAAGUUAUGAAAUGUAUUAAAAAAACUGAAUUGGAAUAAAGUUAUGAAAUGGAUUCCUAAGUUAUUUAUUAAAAGAAUUUUUUUUAAAUUGUUGCGACUAGGAUAAGUAUAGAAAGAAAGGCUCAUGAUGAAAGUAUGUUUUUAAAAGAUAAAUUAGGAAUGCAUGAGUGUACAUGAAAAUAAACUGGAAAGGAAAUGUUCAAAGAAUUUUGUAACAAACUGCUCAGUGAGAUGAUUGCAAAAACAAAGAAAUCUGUUUAGUCCGGACAAGUCCCACAUGGCUCUUAUAAUGUGAUGGCAUCACCAAAGCGAUUUUGUAGUUUUUAGUACAUUUGUCAGUUGACAUUGACAGCUAACACUGGCAGGCACUGGUACAUUAUAUUUUGGCAGUUUCGUUUUUUCUACAGUGGAGACACACUUUUGACAGUUUGACAGCCCUAGUUUAGGUUUUCUUCGUCAGCUUUACACAAAAAUAAAAUAUAUAGAAAAAAUAGCAGUAAAUAUUACAAUUUAAAAGGAAAAUUAAUUUUUUGUCUUGAGUAUUUUAAUUCAGCGGAUUCUAGUUUAUUCCAGCCAUUGCUUGCGUCCUAUUAUGUAUUAUUUUUAAAUGUAAAAUCUUUAUAUUUAUGUAAUAGGGUCGUAGUACUAAGGUACGUCCUAGUGUCAACAGAAAUCUGUGAGUGGAAGAAUACAAAAUUAAUCUUGAAUUGUUUUCAAGGUGCUAGAAUCCUACGCUUCAAGUCGUACUCGGAAUUAAAUUUGAGUUGCUAAAAUUAAAAUUAAUUUUUAAGAAAAUUGUUUACAGUUUCCAUCCAUACAUGGUGACAUGCUCAAGUCUAGCGGCAUCGGCAAAGCCAUCAUGUACCUGUACAAACAUCCCAAGGAAAUCAAAGAAAACAAAGUCAUCGCCGGGAAAUUGAUCAGUACGUCUCUUUAAUAAUUUUGUGGGGGGUUUUUUUGUUUUUGUUUUUUCUUGAAACAUUGAAUGAGGGUGUUAUAUUUUUAUUCGUAUUUUUAUUAUUAUUAUUUCCUUUUUAAUAUUGGAUUUGAAAACUUUAUGUUAACGGUUAUUCUUGUCUUGUAGUAAGUCUUUGAGCCUAGUUCAUACUCCUCUCAUGAAAUAAUAAUAAUUAAUACAUUAUUUCAAUGAAAUUAAUUAAAGCCGUGACAAUAGUAAACUCUGAAAGUUGCUUUUAUAUGAUCCUAGUUAACAUCCGUUGAAUAUUUUUGUUGAUUGUAAACAUUCUUUUCUAAAUAAUGCAGUUAUCUUUUCUUUAUUUGACUUAAUGUAGUACUAGAUUAUAAGAGCUAUGUAGUUUUGAAAGACUGUCGCCAUGGUGUAAACAAAUGCCUUCUUCUUGCAGAUGAGUGGUCACGCCCUAUAUUUAACUUGACGUCCAACUACAAAAACUUGUCAAAAGAAGAAAGAGAACAGAGAGAUUAUGAGCAGUUGCCCAAGAAGCGUAGAACCAGGUACUAACACUCUUUGAGCAAAUUUAAUGUUUAGACCAAAUUUCCCCCCGAGGUAAAUGACACUUGAAAUAGAGGUGUGGAGGCAUUUCUACUGAUUGGCUGUUGUUACAUUUCUGUCGAUUGCAUCAUUUUAGAGUUUUUAUUUCAUUUUGAAACUUGAUUUUGUUAAAAAUAAAAAAAUUACUGGCAUAAACGUAAGGCUGUUGUUACAUCCCGUCAGAGUUAAGAGUGAAUGAUUUUCUCAUCAGGGGCACAUUUCAGAUAUUUUUACCCAUCUCAACUGAAUCCAUGGCGUACAAUAAUAAAGAACAAUAUACUCACUUCUAUUGAAAUCUAUUGAUUAAAAUUGCCACACAAAAAAAAGAACUGUUCUGUGAAAUAAUAUAUUUUUUUCUUUUUUUUUUAAAUAUGUGUAAUUCUAAGAAUUUAAAAAAACUAUUUCAGCUUGGAAGGUGGACAGACGCCGAAACGUGAUAUUGACAAGGCGUUGACAGGAGAGAAAAAGUUGGUUCCAUUUUUUUCACAUCAUUUUAAUUUUAGAUUGAUAAAUGACUGGGAAGUUAGACACAUCAUUGUGUUUCACUGAGAGGAGUUGAUUGAUGUAACCAAAUUAUGCACACAUGUGUUUUAUUUGAAAGUGCAGUGCACAAAAUGUUGGUACUUUUUAUGUUAACUCUUUCGCUGCAGAAUUUUUUCAUCCAAAAAAUGUACAUUUUUUUCGAAGAGCGGAAAAAGUGUGAGAGGUUGGGUUUUUUUUUUAAAUAUUUAAAAUAUUAUUCUUUGGUUUAUAAGACUAAACUUAGUAUCAAAUGAAAGGUAAUUAAAAGGACUAUAUAUUUGUACACUAGUUUAUACAGUUUAAAAAAAAAUAAGUUACAUGAAAGGACCAUAAAAUGUGAAAAUAUUUUAUGCUGAACCAUUUUUCCCCAAACCCAACGAUGUACGCAUACCUCAUCUUCAAUUCUAUAACUCAAUUCCUCUAAAACUACUACCAUCGGAAUCAUGCGAUGCAUCUAAAUAUAAAUCAUCUUCGCUGUCAAAAGAACUAUUAUAAAACAAUUUCAAAGCUUUUUUAACUGUUAAUCGUCUAGGAAACUUACCUACUAGAGCCUAGGGUAGGCAUAGCAACAGUAAAAAAAAAAAAAACGCGAAGAAAAUCGUCAAAAUAAUGCUUCAAUUGACAAUAAAUAAGCCUUGGUUUCGAUUGUAAACAAUGAAGUACCACUCUUCUAUGUAAAAGUCUUAUUUAAAAAUAGCUCUUAAAAAGUUUAACCGAGAAAUAUCAAAGAAAGAAACAUGAUAUUGAAACAACGCACAGCGCGUUGGUCCGUGCUUUUGAGAACGGCGGAAGAACGCAUUGAAAGAGUUAACUUAUUUGAAUUUAGUCAGUUGUCCACCUUAAAAAUCAAAGAGCAGCGAAGAAUAAACAGUAGUAUGAUAUAAUAGAUUCAAUGAAGCACUUGCUAGAGCUUUUCUGUUGGGUGUAAACAGAUGUAUGUUGUGUAGAUGGACAUAAGUCAUGUAAGCACAUGUAGGUCAUGUAAGCAGAUGUAUGUCAUGUAAACCUAUGUAGGUCAUGUAAGUGGAUUAAAGUCAUGUAAGCAGAUGUAUGUCAUGGGAAGGAAUACAUCAGUAUUUAACAUAAAACUGGCCAUGAUGAUAGAAGUGCAGCGUCUGAUCAAUCCAUGUGAUUUGAUGAUUGUCAUCUAAAGGCAAAGCUUAAUGGGUAAUCAUUCUUCUAAAAUGAAUUGGGUAGUCCGAGGCCUUGUCAAUCACCCAGUCCGAAGCCCUGUCAAACACCCAGUCCGAGGCCCUGUCAGUCACCCAGCCCGGGGCCUUGUCAAGCACCCAGUCCGAGGCCCUGUCAAUCACCCUGGCCAUUAGUUUGGUAAAACAAAAUUAUUCACCCAGCACCCGAUACUCAUCAAAGUGACCACCGCAGAACAUGGCCCUCUGUAACAGACCCUUCCCAGAGAGGCAAGACAGAUGUAAUUUUGCGGUAAAUCUGGAACAUGUAUCUCGUGUACACACCUGAAGCCCUGCCAAACAGAACAGAGCAGAACGUAACAUAUUUUUAUAUUUUUCUUCUGUGUAUACCUCUGCACUUUUCGUAAUUGUCACCAUCUGAAGUAAGAGACACGUGACAUAUUCCUGCGCUGAAUCCAGGUCCUGGCAUAUUACUACACAGAAUUAUAGUGCCUGGGAUAAGCUUGGCUCAUCACCAGCCACACUGACAACAUGCAGAUGAGCAAGCAAUCGUUUCGGCAAUAUUACUUCCCAUCUGAAUGAAAAGAAAUAGAACAAAAUAAUUAUAACUUUUUAAAAAUAUGAUCAACAAUCACAAAGCUAUUGUGGAAUUUUUCAAGAAAUAAAUUAAAGGAAUAUAUUGGUAGUCAGGAAUCAAAGUUCAAUUUUUACAUACAUUACGUGGGGAAACAAUAGCAACACUUUAUGUUAUCACUCAAGCUGCCUCUUAGAAGUUUUCAUUCAUUGAGGUUCAAAAAUAUCUCUCACCCUAUUGAAAUUUGUAUUCUGGUCAGUUGCAUAGCGGGGUUUAGAGCAGUUCUAUGUUUUCAGUUGUAUGUUUUCCCUUGCCAAACAUGGUACCAUCUCUACUUUUCUUGACAGAGCUCUACGUCCCGGUGAUCCAGGCUGGGUGUACCGUGCACGUGUCCCCCUCCCGUCAAACAAAGAUUACGUCGUAAGACCCAAGGCCAGCUCAGAAUAUCAGCCUCCUCAGAAGGUGAGUUAUUGUUUUUUUAAUGGGAACAUCAUCGUAAGUCGGUGGGGGCCCCGGGCUUUAUGGCACCAGGGACUGGUUUUGUGGAAGGGAAGACAAUUUUUCACAGAGUGCGAGCAGGGUGUUUUGGAUUCAAUUUGGAGUGCUCUCCAGUUCAUAACUAAUAGGCCACAUACCUAUGGUUGUGUUUUCCUGACCUAAAAAAAGUUCAUAGCUUAAGUUUAAAAAAAAGAUUCUCACAUUAACACCAGAGGUGAAAACAUUUUUCAUAAGCAGGCAAUAAUUAAAAAUUUUGUCAUUAUUUUUUUUCCCUUUCAAAUUUCUUUACUAUUUUGUCUGCAGAGUUCCUCUAAAAAAGAUAUUGGCCGCUACGAGAAACACAAGCGGGCGUUUAUGGAGAGAAAGAAAUUCUCCAAAACGAUGAAGGCUGUGACCAUAAGUAUCGAGGGCCGUAACAUGGCCUUGUGA
Molecule: messenger RNA, 16454 nt
Organism: Lymnaea stagnalis (great pond snail)
Lineage: Eukaryota; Metazoa; Mollusca; Gastropoda; Lymnaeidae
Source: the annotation of a GenBank genome assembly